GCUCAGCUGAACAUCUUAGAUGGUAGAUUUCACUCUGUGGAAUACUGAAAAUAAAUGGUAGUGACCACAAUUUUGUAUUUACCCUAUUGGAUAAAUACAAAAUAAUAUGGAAAACAAGAGCUGUUCAAAGUGUAAAAGGAGCCUUUUACUAGAUGCAUUCAAGGUGACGAAAAAUGGUCAAACGACAAAAACAUGCAUCAAAUGCCUCGAUAGUAACAACGCGUCACGGGAACGUACAAAGUGCCCGCAUAAAAAGCAGAGGGCCCUGUGUAAGGAGUGCAAGGGCAGUCAAAUCUGCGCACAUGAAAAAAGGAAAUCCAGGUGCAAGGAGUGCAAGGGCAGUGAAAUCUGCCCGCAUAAAAAGCUGAGAUCUCAGUGUAAGGAGUGCAAGGGCAGUCAAAUCUGCCCUCACGAAAGGCAGAGGUCCAAGUGUAAGGAGUGCAAGGGCAGUCAAAUCUGCCCUCACGAAAGAAUAAGAUCUCAGUGUAAGGAAUGUGGAUGCGGAAGCAUUUGUGAACAUCAAAAAAGGAAAUCCUAUUGCAAAGAAUGCAAAGGCAGUCAAAUCUGCCCUCAUGAAAAGCUGAGAUCCUAUUGCGAAGAAUGCAAAGGCAGUCAAAGCUGCCCUCAUAAAAAGCUGAGAUCCUAUUGCAAAGAAUGCAAAGGCAGUCAAAUCUGCCCUCACGAAAGGCAGAGAUCCACCUGCAAGAAAUGUGGAGGCGGAGGCAUUUGUGAACAUCAAAAAAGGAAAUCCAGGUGCAAAGAAUGCAAGAAGGCCAAACAAUAA
Molecule: messenger RNA, 784 nt
Organism: Hydractinia symbiolongicarpus
Lineage: Eukaryota; Metazoa; Cnidaria; Hydrozoa; Anthoathecata; Hydractiniidae
Product: keratin-associated protein 5-5-like
Exons: 1
Coding region: 107-784 (225 amino acids)
Source: RefSeq, a predicted model, not a curated record